Messenger RNA from Histoplasma mississippiense, 162 nucleotides. RefSeq lists its product with no specific name. The record is from RefSeq and is a predicted model, not a curated record. The transcript is spliced from 2 exons. The coding region runs from base 1 to 162 and encodes 53 amino acids. NCBI's taxonomy places the organism in Eukaryota, Fungi, Ascomycota, Eurotiomycetes, Onygenales, Ajellomycetaceae.
AUGGUAUCCCAACCCUAUGGUGAUAGGCUGGCCCUUCAGGCGGUACAACCUGCAGAUACAGGAAUCCACUUUACGAAGCGGAUUGAUGCAAGCAAACAGUACGGAGGUAAGAGCGUUACACGAGACACGUGGUUGUCUCACACAAACUCGCUUGAAAUAUAG